This is a messenger RNA of Sebastes umbrosus (honeycomb rockfish), 1368 nucleotides long. RefSeq lists its product as uncharacterized. The record is from RefSeq and is a predicted model, not a curated record. The transcript is spliced from 3 exons. Bases 150 to 1355 code for a protein of 401 amino acids. NCBI's taxonomy places the organism in Eukaryota, Metazoa, Chordata, Actinopteri, Perciformes, Sebastidae.
CAAUCUGACUGCAGUUUUUUGUGUUUAUGUUGAUGAGAGCUUAGUUGGACAGUUCCUGCUGAAUGAUAACGUCUCUCUGACCGGGCUAAAUAAACACACAGAGGGUCAGAAACACAGAUAACAAGCUGGUUAGACACACCGAUACAACCAUGAUCCUGACGGGUCGCUCUAUCCUGUGUCUGCCGUCUCCAGCCACCGUCCAGGAGCUCUUCUCCGUGGCUCGGGACGCCAGCGUCAUCCCUGACAUCUCCCUGGAUCCCGUCCUCACCACCUUCCUGUCGCUGGACUCCUCGGCCGCUCUGCAGCAUCAGUACGUCUUCUUACAGCGGAGCAUGAGGGGUGAGCGGCGGGCGGCGUUCGGCCUCAACCUGACUGCAGAGCUGGGAAACAGCAGCAGGGUCACCUGUGGAGGAGUCGGGGUCGUCGCUCUGGCUCUGUCACUGCUGUUUGACCAGGUUGCACAACAAGUCCGAGCUCAGGGAUCCACAGAGGGAGACCCAUCAGCUCAGAGAUCCGAUAAGGAGAUCUUUGGCAUCGGCAGGUCUUCCAGGAUCGGCUGGAUCAUCCACAACUACCUCCGCCUGGUCCCCGGCGUCGCCAACGACCGGGAGAAGAUGGCCGAGGCCACGGAGCGCUACGACAACUGGCUGAAGCUCGAGCUGAUCGACCACUACGAGAGGAUGACCACGAAGAAGAGGAUGAGUUCGGUGUCCAUGCAGCAGUGGCUGGUGGGAGCUGCGGUUCAUCUGCACAUGAGGAUUCACCAGGUUCGUCUGCACUCUGUUCCUCCAGGAUCAGCCGAGUCGCUGCGUCUUUCCUAUAAGUCUGCGUUGAGUCGCCUGGUUCAGGGCUACACGGUCUAUCUGCACAGAAACAUCCAGGAGACUCCAGCACCCCGGAAACCCAGAACUAGGACGGCAGCUGGACCAGACAGAACCAACAUGACCUGCUCAAGUAAUCACACGUUUAAUGAUAGCCUUGUUGGUAUCUCAACUGAUAAUGAGACUACCACACCAAAACCAACUGCUGACAUUAGCAGAAGUUGUGAAACAGACUUUGGACUCAAUGUGUCAAACAGAAGUGUUGAAACCUCUGAAGUGAACUUAAAGACACUCAACGGCACGACUGGAAACGAGGACGUUCAGGGUCUGUUAGUCAUCGAGCUGCUGAGGAACGUGAGUCACAAUGUGCAGCACCACCCCUGUGAGUCUCCGGCUAUUCAACAAGCGUUGGUGACUCGUAUUAUUAACGCUCAGGACCUGGAGCGCAACAGGAACUUCUUCCAGUACCCGGAGAAGGUCUUCCAGAGCCUCCUCAGGCAGAGGAACGACUUCAAGAUGAGGAGACACAAAUAAACAGAGAACGAAC